This is a messenger RNA of Acanthocheilonema viteae, 4515 nucleotides long. Lineage: Eukaryota; Metazoa; Nematoda; Chromadorea; Rhabditida; Onchocercidae. The record is from the annotation of a GenBank genome assembly.
AUGACUAUUGCUCAGGGUUGGGAAGCAAACGUUGAUACAAAUCGUUUUCUUGCGUUUCAUUUCACGGAGGAACCUACAAAUACGAUAGCAAAAGCUGGACGAAUAGAGCUAAAUUGUCGAUAUGCCGUGUUGAUGAAGAAUAUUACGUCUCGCAUAGAAUGGCGGAAAGAUGGUGCGGAGCUGGGUACAUUACGAUUUACAGGAAAAGUAUUUGUGGCAUCUUCUGGCUCAUUAAUUAUCGAAAAUAUUGGAUCCUCCGAUGAGGGUGUAUAUCAGUGCGCAGUUCACAUAACGGACAAAAAAAGUUUUGUUUGGACGUAUCUUUCUCAAAGGGCAACUGUUCGGCUACCUUCGCUUAGCAGGUUCGAAAUACAACCAGAAGAUCAUGAAGUGCAUGUCGGCCAGAGUGUUGCUUUUGCCUGCAUGCUGGAUUCUCAACCUUCAGCUCACAUCGAAUGGUUUUUCAACGGUAAACGAGUUAGCGAGCGAGAUGAUAGUUCUAUAACAAUAUUUCCGGUUACAUCGACGCUUGAGAUAAGCAGUGUGUUACCCAGACAUGAGGGUGUUUAUCGUUGUGUUGCAACGAAUGAGGGAAAAACUCGUGCAAGCCGUGAUGCUCAACUUACAAUAAAACCUGAAAAUAGUGUUGGCAAUGAAUUUUCGGAGCCAUAUUUUGUUCUGGAACCGCGAGGUUAUGUAGUAAAUGAAGGCGAAUCUGUGAUACUAGAAUGUUUGGUUAAUGGAUGGCCACGACCAGAUGUUCGAUGGUUGAAAGGUGCCGAGACCCUGUCAAUAACUGGUGACAGAAUGCGUCAAUUGGGUUCAUCUUCGUUCAUGAUUCUAAAAGCGAAAGCACAGGAUACAGGUGUUUAUACAUGCAGAGCAAGUAACAGUCAAGAAUCGUUAGAUGCAUCAGCUACUGUGCAAGUUAAAGUGGCACCGAAAAUUAUAAUCGAGCCAAAUAGCGUUGUGGCACAGGAAACAACGGAUGUCGAGUUCAAUUGUGAAGCUUCGGGAGAGCCUGGUCCGGCUAUCAAUUGGUAUAAAAAUGGUGAAACAAUCAUCGCGAGUGAAUAUUUUGUGAUAGAAGCAACCCGCUUACGAGUUCUCGGAUUAGUACGAAACGAUCAGGGUGUAUAUCAGUGUAUUGCUGAAAAUGACGCAGGAUCUGUACAGUCGAGUGCUCAAUUAAUUGUUGAUAGCUCUGAGGAGCUAUUGCAACUUUAUGCCCUAAAGUUUUACACAAUGAAUGAGACGACAUCUGUUUUGGAAGAAAUUAUGAAUGUUAAUAACACGGAUUCUUUUUCGAUGGCGGGUUCAAGUGGACAGCCAAAAUUGCCAUCAGAACCGUUAGGUGUUCGUGCCAAUGUUGUUGGAAGCCGUUUUGUGGUACUGACUUGGGAUCCUCCUGUGCAGCGGCAUGGUGCUGUUUUAGCUUAUCAUAUUUUCUACAAGGAGCAAGAUUCAUCAAGAGAGCGAAUGCUGAAUUCAUCAACAACAUCGUUCACGGUGACUCCGUUGCAACCGAAUACUACCUAUGUUUUCCGGCUAGUUGCAGAAAAUGAAGCUGGUAUGGGAAAGUCAAGUAUGCACAUCCUUAUUACGACGACAGAGGAAAAGGCAGUUCCUGGUAAGGUGAAAAAUCUCCAUGGGACGGCUUUGAGUCCGGAAACUGUCGAAAUAUCUUGGGAACCACCAGGCGGUAAUGGACCUGAGCCAGUACAGUACAAAUUGUUUUAUAUUCGGAAAGAUCAUGAUCCGAAUGAAAAGGAAACGCAAAUUGUGAUGAAAAAGACAUCGUACACUCUUCAUGGUAUGGAGAAAUAUGUCGAAUAUAUAAUUCGAGUCGAAGCAGAAGGUGUAAAUGGUGCUGGUCUAAGUUCUGAACCAAUUAUUGUAAGAACGCUGUCCGAUUUACCAUCAUCACCUCCUAGCGAUGUUAGAGCUGAAGCAAUUUCAACUACCUCUAUCCUUGUACAAUGGAUACCACUAUCAGCAGAAGAGAGGAACGGUAUUCUGACUGGAUAUCGAAUAAAAUAUAAAACAAAGUUGCGUGGUUCAAAAGGCAAUACUUUAGUGGUCGAUGGAAACAACAGUUCGUAUACCAUAUCAGGUCUUGAGCCUGGUACACAAUAUAUGCUUCGAGUUGCCGCUGUUAAUCAGAAUGGAUCUGGUCCAAAUUCAGAUUGGCUCUAUGUUAACACACCUCUUGAAGACAAAGAUGAAGGGCAAGUGGCUGGGCCGCCGCUGUCGCUUAAAGUUCAGCCAUCUCUGGAUUCAAUCCAGCUUUCAUGGCUGCCACCUAGAGAUGAUAGUGUGAUGAUUCGUGGUUACUUAAUUGGUUGGGGAAUCAAUAUCCCAGAUGUGGACCAAGUGAAAGUUCCAGCAAGUUUGCGACUCUAUACGAUAAAUGGUUUGAGACCAGGUCGUGAUUACGUGAUUUCGUUGCGUGCAUACAAUAUGAUAGGAAAUGGUUUUCCAAUUUAUGAAACAGUUCGAACACUCUCUCCGGAUUCUAAGUCCGUCGCAAGUGGACAACAAACUAGCAAAGAUUCGGGACGAACUGAAACGCCAAUUGGUGUUAGAGCACUGACACUUUCGUCAUCAUCGAUCCGAGUGACGUGGACUGAUGCUGAAAUUGAUAUACCUUAUUUAAGACAAUACACUGUACGAUAUGGUUCCAGUGCCGAGAAUGGUGGACAGCGGCGUUAUGUUAAUACAUCUGAACUUGAAGUAGUUGUCGAGGGAUUACGGCCCAAUACGCAGUACGAAUUUGCGGUACGAGUUAAUGCUGGAAAGUCCUCAUCCAUGUGGUCUAUGACUGCAGUGAAUUCGACAGCUCCAGCACCACCGUCAAGUGCACCACGUGACCUGACCAUCAUGCAGCCAGCCGAUGGCGACCCACAAACAUUGAUACUGAACUGGCAACCUCCCAAGUAUGCUAAUGGCGAUAUUGAGGAGUAUUUGGUGUAUUAUGCAGAUCGAUCGGAUGCACCGGAUAAGGACUGGAUUCUGGAUGGGGUAAAAGGUGACCAUUUAUCAAUCAAGCUGACCAAUUUACUGCCACGACAGACUUAUUUCUUCAAAGUUCAAGCUCGUAAUAUUAAGGGAUAUGGUCCGUUGUCUCCCACAUUACAAUUUGUUCCUGGUGCACCACCACCGCGAUUAUUUCAAAGUGUUGAUAUUGAUUUGAAAACUUCUCGCCUGGCAUUGUUUUCCACUCCAGCUUAUCUGGCACUUAUAGCAGCAACCAUCGUUCUGUUAAUGAUGUUGAUAAUCACUAUGGUUUGGUAUGUGAGAUCAAAGAAUAGCAAGAAAUCAACAGCUUCAGGCUAUAUGCGUGGAAGAAAACAAAUGAGAAAUGGCAAAGGCCCGCCCGAUUUAUGGAUUAAUCAGCACAGUGGGGGACAUCAAAUACAUGAGCCGGAGAAUCUGAUUGAAGACGCUCUUGCAACAUCGUCAAACGAUUUAAAUCACGGCAGUGAUGUAAUUGAAAUGAUUGAUUCACCGCGAUCUCAAUAUCUUACUCUCCAAGCUCAAUUCACUGAUCCCGCAUACAUUGAACCAAGAAUGACUCAAUCAGCUCAUGAUGGUAUCAGUCAACGACGGCGACCUGUGGGAAAAGCAGAGCUGAUCUCCACUCAUGCUGUUAUGUCACAAAAUCCAUUAUCCGGUAUUGUAACUGGUGAUUGUAAGUAUGGUCGUAUUGGCAGUAAUGCUACUGUUUGCUUGUUAAGACUCAAAGUAUUCACAUUGUCUUUAUGUACAGUUCGUUGUCUCAGAGGCAGUUUAACACCGCCUGCAGCACCAAUAGAUGGUAUAGGUAAUGGUACUUUAACACGAAGUUAUCACCAGUCAUCGACCAGCCUUGAAGGACGACAAAGAACUCCCCAGAUUCUUUACACAAAUACAGGCCGACAUCAGGUAGCUAAAAUUGAUUUUUCCGACCAUAGUUCGACGUACAGUUCAUCUCAAGCACUUCACAUAUCGACUCCACCUCCACCUCAGUUACCCAAUCAAGGACCACCCGUUGCUCCACCCGCUCAAUUACUCAGCCACGAUGGUUACAGAACAUUACGCAGAAAUUCUGUAAAUUCAAAUCCGUUGAAAUCAUUUACCCAACUUGCUGGAGCACCACCACCAAUCACCCCCACGUCAGGUGGACAUUAUCUAGGAUCAGGUGAACGAAUGGCACAUGUCGUUAGACCUCUAGUUGUUACAUCACCGAAUACUAGAAACGGAAAACCUGCUGGUGUUGUUAUUGGUCAGAAAUCGUCUAGUGUUCCUGUGGGACGUGCAGCUGCACAACCGCGUGUUAAUGUCAAUAAUAUUUAUGCGCCAUAUGCAUCUUGUGCAGUGCCGGAGAAAACUGCAUUACAGCGUGAAAAUGUUAUUGAAGCACAACCAUUACAGGCUUCAGCCUCAACGGAAGAGCUGAAUGCCCAGAUGGAAAAUCUGGAUACAAUGAUCGAUGAUUUACAAGCGCUUCAACAUGAGUUCAGUGCAGCUACAUAA